AUGAAGGCCCUUGGUGAAUUGAUGGAUCCAGAUGCUCUCAAAGAACUUCAGGAGAACAUCGCUGAGAAGGUCGCCAACAAGGAAGAGAUACUCGUCCCUCUUCAGUUCCUCUACUGGAGCGAUGGCAGAAAAGACAAAGUCCCUGGACCAAACUCCAAGAUGACAAAACAAGACCCAGCCGAAUAUCUCGACAUGCUAAGCAAGAAAUACUGUAACGUCAGAGGUCAGGGCAAGGGAAAGGACAAGGCAUAA
Messenger RNA from Aureobasidium uvarum, 252 nucleotides. Lineage: Eukaryota; Fungi; Ascomycota; Dothideomycetes; Dothideales; Saccotheciaceae. The record is from the annotation of a GenBank genome assembly.